This is a messenger RNA of Magallana angulata, 1353 nucleotides long. Its product is annotated as zinc finger CCHC-type and RNA-binding motif-containing protein 1-like. NCBI's taxonomy places the organism in Eukaryota, Metazoa, Mollusca, Bivalvia, Ostreida, Ostreidae. Bases 67 to 726 code for a protein of 219 amino acids. Gene Ontology annotation, biological process: mRNA splicing, via spliceosome. The record is from RefSeq and is a predicted model, not a curated record. Gene Ontology annotation, molecular function: RNA binding; zinc ion binding. Gene Ontology annotation, cellular component: U12-type spliceosomal complex. The transcript is spliced from 6 exons.
UCGAAUUGUAUCCUGUUAAAAAUAUAACAAAAACGAUGUGAAAAUGUUAUUGUUACAAUUGGUAAAAUGAGUGGAGGGCUAGCUCCAAGCAAAAGUACCGUAUAUGUUGGCAAUCUUCCUUUCUCUUUGACAAAUAAUGACAUCCAUAAGAUCUUUGAAAAAUAUGGAAGAGUCGCUAAGGUUACAGUCCUAAAAGAUGAUGCCAGAAGAAGUAAAGGAGUUGCCUUCAUUAUGUUUAUUGAAAAGGAGUCAGCCAUAAAAGCUGUUCGAGCCCUCAACAAAACUGAGAUGUUUGGUAGAACCAUAAAGUGCAAUAUUGCUAAAGACAAUGGUCGCACUACUGAGUUUAUAAAGAGGAAGAACUAUCCUGAUAAAUCCAAAUGUUAUGAGUGUGGUGAUGAGGGACACCUAAGUUAUAAAUGUCCAAAAAAUUUGCUGGGAGAAAGAGAGCCACCACCAAAGAAGGAAAGAAAGAGGAAGAAAAAUGGUCAAGAUGGAUACAGUGAUGAAGAGGAGGAAGAGGAUGAGAGUGACAGAGAGACAGAAGACCCAGCCAUAGACAGUCUGUCUGCAGCCAUCAAAUACCAACAGGAACAGAUAGACCUGGAGUCCAUGAAAUAUGCUGCCGCCUCUUCCUCCUCAUUCAGUGAAGAACAAGAACCAAAACGCAAGAAGUAUAAGAAGGAUGCAUACUUCAGUGACGAAGAGGAGUUCGAAGAUGGAUGACUAGAAAUUCUAACAUCCACCUCAGACUGAAAGAUGUCUCAUUGUUAUAAUUGCUUGAAACCCUUAACAAGGUUGACACACCAAGUUUAAAAAAAAGAUAUUCUCUUGUGUUUAGAGAGUAUUUUGAAAGAUAUAUGGCAGAAGCAAAUUAUUAUAAUUAUGGUAUCCAUUGCAGUUAAAAAUUUUUCUGUUUGUGCAAGUCUUCGGUGUUCAGGCAGAUUUUUAUCCUUCCAUAUUGAAACAGUAAAUCAAACCUAUAUAGGGAUAACACCUGCACUGCACUGUUUUCCUCCUAACAUUUGAACUUUUGAAAAGCCAGAUUAGGGUCAGGGCUUUAUUUUGCAAAGCAUUUUUAUUUCAUUCUUUUCUUUGAGGAACCAGAAAAUGGCUAAAUACUAGUAUUUCACACUUUGGAGGCUCAACAUAUUGGUCUUAAAAUAUAGAUUACAAAAACUAAUCAAAAGCAUUUGAACAAUUCGUAAGAUAAAUGGUGAACUUUACUGUUAUUUUGAAAAAUCUCACAAAUGGUAGUGAAUUAUUCUUGUUCAUUAUUAUAAAUGUGCAAAUGAAUUUAUUACAAUAAUAAACAUUAAUGUAUGCAACAAUAAAAUGUGGAAUAAAUCUUUA